UGUUAGCCUCAUAUGAGCAGUGCUGCUGUCAGUGGAAAACAACUUUGAUAUUGUUUUAAGUGUGAGAAACUGGCUAAUGUGAUGACAACCUAGACCAGGACGAUGUAAGCAGCUCCUAAUGACGGAUGGGACCAUGUUUAAGAGUGACACCAAGGGUGAGGGUGAGAGGCAGCCAAGGAAAGUCCGAUUUCGAAUUGCAUCUUCUCACAGUGGGAGAGUGCUAAAGGAAGUGUAUGCGGAUGGAGAAAUAUAUGAUUCCCUGGACUCUGAGUGCACCAGCAGUUCAGAAACGGACCCAAACAGCCGGCUGAGCGAAACUGAGGGACAGCACAAUGGAAACCUAGGUUCUGAAUGUGAUGAAAAUGAGAAUGAGAAUAACAUGCUCAUUUUCAUGAGAGCUGCCAAAGAGAAGGGAUUUGGCAUGAAAAGAGUCAACAUCCUUAGCAAAAAUGGUACAGUUAGAGGAGUCAAGCAUAAAGUCAGUGCUGGUCAAGUCCUCUUUGACAAUUUGACAAAAGUGUUUGAGGUAUCUACGGUUCUAGAAUAUGGCCGCAUAAUAAUUUACACAACAAGUCUUCGUGUGGUCAGAACAACUUUUGAAAGAUGCGAGUUGGUUCGAAAGAUUUUCCAAAACCACAGAGUGAAAUUUGAAGAGAAAAACAUUGCACUGAACAGUGAAUAUGGAAAGGAGUUGGAUGAGAGAUGCAAAAGAGUUUGCGAAACCCCAUCGCUACCAGUUGUGUUUAUUGAAGGCCAGUAUCUGGGGGGUGCUGAGAAAAUUUUGUCAAUGAAUGAAUCAGGGGAGCUUCAAGACCUUUUAACCAAAAUUGAGAAAGUUCAACACCCCCAUGAAUGCCUCUCAUGCGGGGGCUUUGGUUUUAUUCCGUGCUCAGCGUGCCAUGGGAGCAAGAUGUCAGUGUUUCGGAACUGUUUUACGGACUCAUUCAAAGCCCUAAAGUGCAUCGCUUGCAAUGAGAAUGGGUUACAACGCUGCAAGACCUGCCUGAGCUAAGGGAUGGCGCCUUGAUACACACAACCACCUCAUUUUAUUAUGUCAACACAGCAGUUUGUUAUAUUGUUUUAUAUCAAGGGGAAAAAACCCACCAUGUUUCUCUAAUUCAAUCAAUAAAGUUCAUUUAUAAUAAAAAUGUA
This is a messenger RNA of Anolis sagrei ordinatus, 1152 nucleotides long. It is a transcript of the gene GRXCR1, whose product is annotated as glutaredoxin and cysteine rich domain containing 1. The record is from RefSeq and is a predicted model, not a curated record. NCBI's taxonomy places the organism in Eukaryota, Metazoa, Chordata, Lepidosauria, Squamata, Anolidae. Gene Ontology annotation, biological process: sensory perception of sound; inner ear receptor cell stereocilium organization. Gene Ontology annotation, cellular component: stereocilium; kinocilium.